This is a messenger RNA of Juglans regia (Persian walnut), 306 nucleotides long. RefSeq lists its product as uncharacterized. NCBI's taxonomy places the organism in Eukaryota, Viridiplantae, Streptophyta, Magnoliopsida, Fagales, Juglandaceae. The transcript is spliced from 2 exons. The coding region runs from base 19 to 306 and encodes 95 amino acids. The record is from RefSeq and is a predicted model, not a curated record.
AGAGAGAGAGAGAGGGGUAUGGGGGGAGAAGGGAGGAUGAGAGCAUUGGUGGGUUUGGCUGUGGCAAUGUUUUUGGGAAUAGCGGUCUACUUGAGGAUUUGGACCAUCGAUUAUUCCAUUUCCUCUGAUGAUACUGACCUAUUGAGGAGACAGUUCGAUCUUGCUAGCAGGGAAGCGAUGGAUAAAUCUGCGGAGUGGAGGCUUAAAUAUGAUGAACAAGUAGAGAAGGUUACCGAGUGUGUCAAUGAACUUCAAGAGGUACACAUCAGCUUCUUUUUAAAUGACAGAUUUAUAAGUGAAAUGUAA